AUGAGUGAGAGUAAGGUAGUUGAGGCAAAACCUCAAAAACACAUUCAAGAUUUCGAUCCUAAAAAGAAACCUAAGCGAAACAAUUAUGCUUUUGCUUGUGCUAUGUUAGCUUCCAUGACUUCCAUUUUACUUGGAUACGAUAUUGGUGUUAUGAGUGGAGCUGCAAUCUACAUAAAAAGAGAUCUUAAAUUAACGGACACACAGGUUGAGGUUAUGAUGGGAAUCAUAAACAUCUACUCUCUCAUAGGUUCGUGUCUUGCCGGCAGAACCUCCGAUUGGAUUGGUCGCCGUUACACCAUCGUUUUUGCCGGUGCUAUCUUCUUCGUCGGAGCCUUACUCAUGGGUUUCUCGCCAAACUAUGCUUUCCUCAUGUUUGGCCGUUUCAUUGCCGGAAUUGGCAUCGGCUACGCCCUCAUGAUUGCCCCAGUUUACACCGCUGAAGUCUCCCCCGCUUCCACCCGCGGCUUCCUCACAUCUUUUCCUGAGGUUUUCAUAAACAGUGGAAUAUUACUUGGAUACGUAUCAAACUUUGCAUUUUCAAAACUAUCCCUUAAAAUAGGUUGGAGAAUGAUGCUUGGAGUAGGAGCAGUUCCUUCAGUAAUCCUAGCCGUCGGAGUAUUAGCCAUGCCGGAGUCACCGCGAUGGCUCGUAAUGAGAGGCCGGUUAGGAGACGCAAUAAAAGUACUCAACAAAACCUCAGACUCUAAAGAAGAGGCUCAGCUUAGAUUAGCCGAGAUAAAACAAGCCGCCGGAAUACCGGAAGAUUGCAACGACGAAGUUGUUCAGGUAAAAAACAAAAACACCGGUGAGGGUGUAUGGAAAGAGCUUUUCAUUUAUCCUACACCCGCAGUUCGUCAUAUUGUUAUAGCAGCACUCGGGAUUCAUUUUUUUCAACAAGCAUCAGGCAUAGACGCCGUCGUUUUGUACAGUCCUAAGAUCUUCGAAAAAGCUGGAAUCAAAGGUGACACACAUAUUCUUCUUGCAACAAUAGCCGUUGGAUUUGUUAAAACAGUGUUUAUCUUAGUGGCUACUUUUAACUUAGACAAAUUCGGUCGUCGUCCGAUGCUGUUAACGAGUGUCGGAGGUAUGGUGAUCUCGCUUCUCACACUAGCUGUCAGCCUUACGAUCAUUGAUCAUUCGAAAACGAAACUAAUCUGGGCCAUUGGAUUGAGUAUAGCAACUGUUUUGUCUUAUGUUGCCACGUUUUCGAUAGGUGCGGGACCCAUCACGUGGGUGUAUAGUUCUGAGAUAUUUCCUUUGAGAUUGAGGGCACAGGGUGCAGCUAUGGGUGUUGUGGUGAAUAGGGUUACUAGUGGGGUUAUUGGAAUGACUUUUUUGUCUCUGGAAAAAGCGAUUACUAUUGGUGGAGCUUUUUUUCUUUUUGGAGGUAUUGCUACAAUUGCAUGGAUAUUUUUUUAUAUUAUGCUUCCUGAAACACAGGGGAAAACGCUUGAAGAAAUGGGAGAGUCUUUUGGGAAAAUUUGGGCGAAACCGAAGAAUGCUAAGGGAGUUGAGAAUGAUAAUGAACGUGUAUCGCAAGUUCAGUUAGGGACCAAUGUGUCAACUUGA
Molecule: messenger RNA, 1569 nt
Organism: Lathyrus sativus (Indian pea)
Lineage: Eukaryota; Viridiplantae; Streptophyta; Magnoliopsida; Fabales; Fabaceae
Source: the annotation of a GenBank genome assembly